Messenger RNA from Exaiptasia diaphana, 2884 nucleotides. RefSeq lists its product as uncharacterized. Gene Ontology annotation, biological process: L-arabinose metabolic process. The record is from RefSeq and is a predicted model, not a curated record. Gene Ontology annotation, molecular function: alpha-L-arabinofuranosidase activity. The transcript has 8 exons. The coding region runs from base 121 to 2868 and encodes 915 amino acids. Lineage: Eukaryota; Metazoa; Cnidaria; Anthozoa; Actiniaria; Aiptasiidae.
AAACAUAAAAGUAGRAUAGCYUGGGUGUAYGGGGAACAUUUCACUAAACCUCUACAGUACAACAAUCAUGGAAGCCAAAAGUCUUGGUCUAUUUCCUUAAGAAAGGGUUCCUAUUAUUACAUGGAGUCCCUGAUGAAGGAAUAUUACGAYGACGAUCACUUUUCUGUGGCAGUUCAGUUGCCUGGACAAAGAGAAAUACCAAAAGGACCAAUCACACAAGACUUUCUCUGGACCGAUAUUCCCAGGCCUUAUACUUCCGAGGAAAACGUCACUGARCAAUCUAGCAUCUAUCAAAUUGCGGCCGAGGCUGGCGCCAAGGCAGGAGCACAAAAUGGCAUGGAAGCAGGGGCGAAGUCAGCAGCMCUUACUGGCGCUAUGGCAGGCCGAAUGGCGGGCCUUGAAGCAGGAGCAAUAGCAGCGCAAAARGUGGCAGAAGAAGCGGCMAGAGAAGUGUUUGCAAAGGCRUUUAACGCUACCUUCGCUGCUUAUAGUAACCAACUAAGAGGUCUGGAUGUACGGUUAUUUGGGCCAAAGGGAAAUAAUGUAUACCAGCACAUCCCACCAAGCAAAAUMUCCAAUGUAGGACGUGUUUACAAUGUACAUAUCAAUCAACAUCCUGAUGGACAGAUGUCAUUCAAAAGACCUGSUACUGGUGAAGGUAAUUUACCUACUCCCAKCUACCUCCCUACUACGGGCAACGAUAAUAAGGUCGAAUAUCCGGGGGUUGGUACACAUCCCACGGGAUCUACCGCGGKUAUUGAUGUAAAUCCCCYGGGAACAUACCCGACUGCACACCCCGUCGAAGGGUUUCCACCGGGUACUUACCCAGAUCCCGUURGCGGACCAAUGCGUGUUACUAAUAUACCAGGCACAUGGGGUUAUGUCCAUGGAAGCUCGGGGCAGAUACAGAGAAGACCUAUAUACGUAGGGAAACCUGAUUUCUACAGGUAUCAUGGCCCGGCCAAAGGUUUACAUAGACAAAUAGAGCUAGCCGUUAAAAAAACCUACACAGGGUGGAAAGAGGAUGGACGAACCCAACAUCAGAAGGCGCUACGGGAURGUGAUAACACCGCAAAACGCUCAUGGCCGGAGCCGAUAUUUACACCAUUUGAACCAGGAAAAGACCAGAAACAACCMAAAAAAGAGAUCCAAGAAGAAAGCACAUUUACAGAAACUAAGAAUUCGGAGUCUGGUCAGAAUGACCAAGUCUUAUACAGUGAACAUAAUAAAGAUGAUCGAAGCAGCUCAUGGCCAACGCCYAUAUUCACACCUCUACRCCCCCCUGAAUCCGACCAAGAUGUCAAGCGACCGAUAUAUGGAACAGAGAAGCAAUUAGAUCAAGUUAAAAACACUGAUGGCCUCAGUAUUAGUAAAACUAAGGAAUUUUACAACGACUUAGCAGGAGAUAUCAGUCAGAACAGUACACAGGCCGUACAACCACCAGCACCUAUAGAACAACCUUUACCCCCAUCAGCCGAGCUCUUAAAUAUUACACACAACAUUACACAAAAUGUUCUCAGGCGCCUAGCGUUGCCUUAUUUAUUGUCAAAUCGUUCACUGGAGAACCCUAGUAUUGACACGACAAGGCCACAGCCUUUACAAGCAACAYCGAAUACUACAGAAACCAUCACAGAAACAAGACCAGUGGACACUGCUGGGAUAGAAACACGACCUAAGCCAGUGUUUGAAUCAAUAGAUGGAAAUUCUACCAAUAUAAACAAUUAUAAUCAUACUCAAUCCACGAGGGAAGGCGAAAAGUUUGUUUAUUAUCCUAAAAUUGGAGAAAAUCCAGAUGACGUGGCGCGACGGUUGGUGUACACUAGCGGCAGUGCUAGUAAAAUUGUAUUCAACGCUCACUACAGCAUCCAUUCCAUUGACAUACCAGCGAUCCAGAUAAACCUAACAAAAAACAGUUGCAUUAACUCUUAUAACGGACAAGUUUCACUUCGACCGUUUUGUCAGUACUUCAUCAUGCGAGAAGGACUAUUACCUAACACAAUGUCGGAUGACAUCUCUUUCGAGUCCGCGUGUAUCCCUGAUCAUUUUCUUGUCCAACGUAAUUAUCACUUUUACGUAAUGCAGCGCGAUGGAACCUUACGUUUCGCUCGUGAAGCAACGUUCGCGCUCUACAAGACUAUCUCUUUCCCGGAAUCUCUUCAAAUCAUGUCGUUUAGUCACUACCUUUGGUUCGUCUGCGAAAGUCCUGACAUAAAACUACAUAUGACUCACCAUGGUCUGCAGCCGCUAAUCAUGGAAUACAUUCGAUCAAAAGAUGAUGAGUUUGAGAGGUGUUCGUUUUCGUUUGUACCGAUGCCGAGAGGAUCUGACGAGCAUGCGCACUGCAAAGGGGUGUUGGACCACAGUCGACCUGAAAUUAAAGGGAAUCGAUGGCCAGAGGACAAGAACUACACACAGAUGGCUCCUCUUGCAGCUACCUGCUUGGCUCUGAACUUCAUCAAUAAAGCGGGAAAGACAUUUCGAGUYUACUCAAAUAUCAAGAACAAUAAAUACUUCGUGGAUAACAAUGGACUAAAGAUAAAAACACUCAUUAAGAGACCUGAUUUACACAAUCACGUGACAUAUAAGGCUGAUCCAAUUGUUGGACAUGAUGUGAUACUUUUAAAUGGGGUUCAAAGCCUGACUGUUUUGCCUCAAAAAAACUGUGAUGUGUUUGUUCCUGUGUAUGUGACUUCGAUGCCAGGUACAACAGUUCCAGCGGUUGCACAAGAAAUCCACUAUCAUUAUCAUCAACCACAAAGUACUGCUCAUCAAAAUACAGGAUGUUCUCYACCAUGUUCGGGUUCUCCUCCAUGUCCACCACCAUGUCCAACUCAUUGUUGCAGUAAAAGACACAACGCCUUCACGUGACGAAUGGUUACUGCGC